This is a messenger RNA of Musa acuminata AAA Group (dessert banana), 484 nucleotides long. RefSeq lists its product as uncharacterized. The record is from RefSeq and is a predicted model, not a curated record. Lineage: Eukaryota; Viridiplantae; Streptophyta; Magnoliopsida; Zingiberales; Musaceae. The transcript has a single exon. The coding region runs from base 49 to 375 and encodes 108 amino acids.
ACUACUACGACUACGAUAAAGGCCACCGCCACCCUCCAAUAAUCCGUCAUGGCACGCACGCAGCUCGUCUUCGUCCUCGCCCUCCUCCUCGUCGCCGUCGUCGCCUAUGCCUCCGCCGACUCAGCCCCCGCCGCCUCCCCGUCUGGCUCCGCCAUGCUCAGCGUCCUGACUCCGAUCGCCACCUCGCCCCUACCAGCCGACGCCGACUCUCCUUCUGGCGAUGUCGACGACAGCGACGCCGGCGGCGUCGGUGCUCCACUCGGGACCACCACGACCAAGCCGGAGGGCGAGACCAAAAGCGGCGCCUCCCUCAAUGGUGUGGCCUCUGCGGCUGUCGUCGCAGCCAUCUCCGGUUCUGCCUACUUCAUGUUCUGAGCAGACAAUAAAUUCUUCUUCCGUUCUGCAAUGCAUCAAACUACUGUUCAUUGCAGAAUAGUUUAAUGUAUUCUGUCAAAUGGAGGCAACGAAGAAAAAUUAUAUUCCA